Dermacentor albipictus is the source of this 3048-nucleotide messenger RNA. Its product is annotated as prolyl 3-hydroxylase 2-like. Gene Ontology annotation, molecular function: protein binding; oxidoreductase activity, acting on paired donors, with incorporation or reduction of molecular oxygen; L-ascorbic acid binding. The record is from RefSeq and is a predicted model, not a curated record. Gene Ontology annotation, biological process: collagen metabolic process. NCBI's taxonomy places the organism in Eukaryota, Metazoa, Arthropoda, Arachnida, Ixodida, Ixodidae.
GCCAAAGGUGCGGCGACAUAUAUAGAUUUCCGUCGUAGCCGCUUGCUCGGCGAAAAACAAAAGGGCUAUUUGGCUUUUAUUUUAGUCCCGAGCUCUUUUCUCCCGGACACCUCGCGUUGCCGGAGAAACAAACGGCCUUGCCCUUGAUGAAAGACAUUUUUCUUGGCGAACGUUCAAGGGGCGGGUCGGGUUGCCGAUGGGAUCGGGCGCGGUCGGCCCGGCUCGCGUGGGCGUUGCGCAGGACUUCACACCGAGGAUCUAAUCGCGCCCACAGCAUCAAAGUCUUUCGAGUACCUUGCGAAUCGCUCGGCUUUUUUUGUCGUAACGUCAAACCCUCGACGCACAUCGCCGUCUAGCAGACGACACCCGCCGCAUUCUGGCGUAGCAGACGACGCGCUCACGCACGCAUCCCGUCGGGCAACUGUCGCCCCCGCUCCGUCCGUUCCUCCCCGUGCGCCGCCGCUUCCCGUCGGAGGGGCCGGGAAAAAAAAAGAUAUAGGUCGAUAAUCGCCUUUGAUUUCGGCCCUGCCCGGCUUGAUCCGCCGAGUUCUCGCACCAUGACCGCACCAUGCGCUACGUGAGUCCGGUAUUCCUUUGUCUCGCCGCCGCAGCAGCUUUCAAAAUCCGCGCUGCCGUUGCCUCGCGCAGCGGCGGUGACGGAAUCGCGGAUUACGAGAGUUCCUACCAGUCGGCCGUAGAGUCCUACCUGAGCGCGCAGUGGACGCAAUGCGUCGCGAGGCUGAAAGACGCUCUCGCGGCGUACGAAAGGCACGUCGGCGUCGUGGUGGCCUGUCGGACAAAGUGCCGCGCAGAGAAAGCCGCGGAUUGCCGCUCGACAGGGACCGAGGGCGCGACGUUGAACUCCUUCUACGUAGCGAAGGCGGCCGAAGCCCGCUGCCUACGGAAUUGCACAGGUGUUUGGCACGGAGUGUCGGUCUCGGACGCGACACGCCGGGAUUUCAGGGAUCGGAUGCCGUACUACUACCUUCAGCGGUGCCACUUCGAGCUCGGUGAUACAAAAGAGGCCGCAUCCGCUGCCUACACUUUCUUGGAACACAAUCCAGGUCACAGCCUCGUAAGCUUCCACCUAAGCCAUUAUCUGGAAUUGUCUGGCCUUAGCAAAAGGGAUCUCGUCCCUCUUGAAGUCAAGGAGUACCAGAAUCUCUUUCGCAGUGCUACGAAAUUGUACACGGAGAAGAAAUAUGAGGAGUCCUGUGCCGUUAUGGAGGAAACAAUCUCGAGCUAUCUCAAAGCCGAAGAAGAAUGCCGCACCCUCUGCGAUGACUUUCUGCCAACCGCGUUUGCCACAAGAGAGUUCUCUGAAGUUGCUGCAGGUCACCACUUGGCAUCACUGAAGUGCAAAGAACAAUGCCCCGGUCAGCUUUCAUAUUUGAAUGAACAACAUCGACCAAACUUCUUUGCCGGCCUCUACCACUACCUUCAGUACUCCUACUAUCAGUUGGGCGAGUUACAGAAAGCCUGUGAGGCGACACAGUCUUACCUGCGACUCGUGCCAGACGACGCUGACAUGUGGUACAACCAGGCCUACUACGCCCACCUACCGAGUACGCAAGACUCCUGGUUCAAGACGAGGCAGGAGGUCGAGGAGUAUGUCACGCGUCGGGUGAAAGAGCAAGACACUAUAAAAGUCAUACAACAGCAGCUCGACACGGUGGUGGCAGCCCCUGAAGUAAGAGAAAUUCACUCAAAAGAUGCAUCCUUCAGCACAAGCAGUAUCAGAGUCGUUGAAGACGAGAGAGCUCUCAACGGAACUCGUGUUGUGGCUGAAGGAUUCUUGACCGGGGACGAAUGUUCGGCCUUGCUCUCACUAGCUGACAUUGCUGCUCUUACUGGAGAUGGCUACGAUGGUAAACAGUCUCCUCAUAGCAAAUUUGAGACAUUUGAAGGGAUCACUGCUGGCAGGAUUGCACUUCUCACGAGAAGUGGCACCGUGGACAAGCAGCUGGCUGAACUUUUCCUGGGAGCCAGUGAGCGCGUGCGGAGCUACAUUGAGUCUUACUUCAACCUGGAUUCACAUCUGUACUUUUCAUACACCCACCUUGUCUGCAGAACAGCUAUGACUGGUGCUUCCAGGAGACCCGAAAGUGAUAUGAGCCACUCGAUUCAUGCGGACAACUGCAUCCUCCAGGAAAGUGGGAAGUGCAUUAAACAGCUGCCAGCGUACAUCUGGAGAGACUUCAGCUCGGUCUUGUACCUGAAUGAUGACUUUGUGGGAGGGGAGUUUGUGUUUGCCAGCCAAAAAACCAGCAUAGAGGCCUCUGUGAAACCAAAGUGUGGCCGGGCCGUGGCCUUUUCAGCGGGUGCGGAGAAUCUUCACGGCGUGCUUCCGGUGGAAGAUGGGCGGCGUUGCGCGCUUGCCACGUGGUACACCUUCGACCCCAAGUACCGCGAAAGGGAGAGAGAGUUUGCGUACAACAUCAUCAGCCAACGCCGCUCGUCAGGGCGCCGUGAGAUGCCAAAGCUGUCGAGAGAGGAGGGGGCGCGUCCAAUGUUAGCUCCGCCACCUGGCCGUUCUGUCCAAGACACUGUGUUGCAGAACCGUGGUAUUAAGAACCAUCAUAUGGAUGAACUAUGAUGUAAAAUUCGGCAGAAUCUUGCUAAUUUGCUUGAAGAUGCAUUAUAGACUGAAAGGAGGCACUUACGUGGGCUGCAGUUGACAUCCCGAAGUGCAGGCUAAAUGUUUAAUGUGACUUGCCUGCUUAUGCAAUAAGGACAGCCCUUUCAUGCGAGCUCUAAAGCACUUCUCGAUGUACUAUGCACGUUGCAUGUACAAUCGAACCUCAAUAUAAUAUUCAGGGUGGAGCUUUAUUCAUUAUGGUUGACAUUGGUUACUAACGAAUCAACAAAAAUUGACGCCAACAAGUCUGGAUUUCAAUUCGUGCAACAGGAUUGCACAAACCAAGCACAGUCUAGCCAAGCUCCUGCCUGAUGAGGGCUCUGUGUGUUUUUCAUCAAUAGUGCCAGUUAUCAAAGCAUGUAAAUUUUGUGUAUAAAGACCUAAUAUGGUCAGAAGCGUACUUACAGCAA